Molecule: messenger RNA, 1638 nt
Organism: Stegastes partitus (bicolor damselfish)
Lineage: Eukaryota; Metazoa; Chordata; Actinopteri; Pomacentridae
Product: butyrophilin subfamily 1 member A1-like
Exons: 5
Coding region: 1-1638 (545 amino acids)
Biological process (GO): T cell receptor signaling pathway; regulation of cytokine production
Cellular component (GO): external side of plasma membrane
Molecular function (GO): signaling receptor binding
Source: RefSeq, a predicted model, not a curated record
AUGACGAACCUUCACGCCUCGACAGAAAUGAAGAGGGAUUCUGGUGAAGAAGAGACCAAACUUAAUGAGGACUCAGAGAAGAAAACAGAAGAAGUCAAAGCUGAGGUGGUGACACUGUUGAUGCAACACAAGAAACAGCUGGAGAACGUAGGAGACAGACUUCGAUCACAGCUGGAGGACCAAGAGUGGAGCGAGAAGGACACGACUAUGACAACCAGUCAGUAUCAGCUAAUUGGUCCGACUCAGCCAAUAGUGGCCAUGAUUGGUGAUGACAUCGAGUUGCCAUGCCGCCUGGAGCCUGCGGUAGACGCUGUCGACCGGACGGUGGAGUGGUCCAGACUUGACGUGACGCCAAGAUUCAUCCAUUUAAGGCGAGGUGGCGAGGAGCUUCUGACGGAGCAGAAUCCAUCGUACAAGAGUAGAACAUCGCUGUCCAUUAGCAAGCUGAAGUCCGGAGACAUUUCCCUGAAACUCUCCGAAGUGAAACUCUCUGAUGCAGGAACAUACCACUGCCGUGUUGCUAAAUUUGAUACAGAGUCUGUGGUUGAGCUUGCUGUGGGUUCCAUUUCCGCACCCAGAAUAGAGAUUUCAAUGGAUCCCAAUGGAGUGGUGCUGCAGUGUGAGUGUGCAGGCUGGUAUCCAGAGCCUGAGGUGUUGUGGCUGGACGGUGAGGGAAAGCUCCUCUCUGCUGGACCUCCAGAGACAGUCAGAGGUCCUGAUGACCUCUAUACUGUCAGCAGCAGAGUGACUUUGGAGACAAGAAACAGCAACACCUUCAUCUGUAGAGUCCAGCAGAACAACAUCAGCCAGAGUAGAGACACACAGGUUCAUGUUUCAGCUGAUCUCUUUAUGGUCCACUCUAAUCUGCCUGCUCGCAUCACCAUCACGAUGUCAGCUUGUGUCUUGUCUGUUGCUGCCGUCGUAUUCAUUGCAUGGAAAUGGGGGCAAAACAAAACCACAACCAUGAGGCAAAGAGACGAUGAAAUUGAACUGGAAGAAAGACAACUGCUGACGACGAGCAACAGCGUCGAACUUGAGCUUCUAAGAGGCAAAGAGCCGUUAAUGUCUGGAAAGCAGAAAAUGGAGUAUUUGAAAAGGACAAAAGCAAUACUUGAUGACGAACGACAGAAGAAUGAAGAAGAAUUAGAACACGUGCAGCAGGUGAUUGAAGUGUUUAAAAAGCAGAAGGAAGAGCUGAAGAAGCAGAAAGCGAAACUUCUCUCACUACAGCAGGAGGAGAAGAUGAAGUUAAAUGAGAUCGAGAAGAAGGACGAAGAAAAGUUCAGGAUGGAGAGUUCGAAAAAAAAGGAGAAGCGACAAAAGGCCAAACAGUCGACCACAUGGAAAAACAAAGAACACGAGGAACUGUUCGAGAGCACAGAGACACUUCUGGAAACAACAGAUGAAAUGAUUGUGACAAUGACAGAGAGGAAAGGAAAACUAGAGAAAAACAAGGAACAAAUUACGAAAAACCUUAAACACACAGAGCAGGAGAUAGAAAAGCUUCAGAGGAAACUGGAAGAGUCAGAAAGAAAAGAGAACAAAUAUGAUCCAUCACCCCAUGAACAAAGUACUGAACUCUUACAUGAGGAAAAUCAGGCAGAACCGGAGCAGCCAGAAGAACAGAACAACCCUUGA